GAGAAGUGUCGUGUGUGUAACAAGUGCUUUUCUGCAAUAUAGUGACCCAGUUGUAAUGAAGCAUGUUGCUAUGAAACUGACGUCAGCUUUCCCAUCAGCCCCUGCUGUCUGUUUGAGAAAUGCCCCCCCAUGAACACACACAAAUGCACAACACUAAUAAAUGUGGUUUCUCUGUGUAAACACACAUCCAUGCUGGGCAGAUUGAACUCUUAAUGAGCGUGUAUGUAGAAGCUGCAGUGUGUGCGCGCGCGCGCGUGUGUGUGUGUGACGCAUGCUCCGCUGAGCUCCCCUCCCCCUCCUCUCAUCUGCGCUGCAGCCGCGUCGAAACACAGACAAACACGAGAAAGAAACGAGCUCCAGACGAGACAAAGAUGAGACAAACGGGAGGCCAGACGCCACUGUAAAGCAUGACAGAUUCAUCAGAGAGACUGACAGACAGCUAGAGGGAUGUGGCCCUCACACACAUCUCUGCAGUGAGACGGCUCAGCCUGCACUGAAGAUCAUGCUGGAUAAGAGUGAAGUGUCCACACUGGGUCUGCCACCCUCUGUGAGCCACGGAGGUUCAGAUGGGAACAUCAGCGUGGAGGUGGGGUCAGACGGGGUGGCCGGCGAGGUCCAGAGGACACGAGCGGCGCUGGAACACCUGCAGCAGAAGAUCCUAAAGAUCACCGAGCAGAUCCGUGUGGAACAGGAGGCGCGGGAUGAUAAUGUGGCCGAGUAUCUCAAACUGGCCAACAACGCCGACAAACAGCAGGCGUCGCGCAUCAAACAAGUGUUCGAGAAGAAGAACCAGAAAUCUGCGCAGACCAUCGCACACCUGCACAAGAAACUUGAGCACUACCACAAGAAACUCAAAGAAAUCGAGCAGAACGGCCCAGCGCGACAGCCCAAAGACGUGUUGCGGGACAUGCAGCAGGGACUGAAGGACGUAGGUGCUAACGUGCGAGCGGGUAUCAGUGGUUUUGGAGGGGGCGUGGUGGAGGGUGUAAAGGGCGGAGUGUCCGCGCUCACCCACACCGCCGUUGUCUCGAAACCGCGAGAAUUUAUCCGCAACAAGUUCGGCAGCGCCGACAACAUCGCCCACAUGAAGGACACUCUGGAGGACGACCACACAGAGGAAACCCCCAGAGCUCUGAGCGGCAGCGCCACGCUCGUCUCCAGCCCCAAAUACGGCAGCGACGACGAAUGCUCCAGUGCCACCUCUGGCUCAGCGGGUGGCAGCAAUUCAGGCGGAGCGGGCGGGGCCAUGUCAGGGAUGGGAGCUGCCAUGGGCAGCCCGCGACUGGACGGACAUCAUCACCACCAUCAUCACCACCACUCGUCGUCUUCCUCCUGGGAUGCUCUUCUGGACGGCCUGCAGGAGAUCAAAGCCGGUCAGGUUCACAUGGAGGAUGCCAUCGAGGACAUGAAGGCGCAGCUGCAGAGCGACUACACCUACAUGACCCAGUGCUUACAGGAGGAGAGAUACAGGUACGAGCGUCUGGAGGAGCAACUGAACGAUCUGACGGAACUUCAUCAAAAUGAAAUGAGCAACCUGAAGCAGGAACUGGCCAGCAUGGAGGAGAAGGUUGCGUACCAGUCGUACGAGAGAGCACGGGACAUACAGGAGGCAGUAGAGUCCUGUCUCACCCGCAUUACCAAACUGGAGUUACAGCAGCAGCAGCAGCAGGUGGUUCAGUUGGAGGGUGUGGAGAAUGCGAACGCUCGAGCUCUACUGGGGAAACUCAUCAACGUCAUUCUGGCCCUGAUGGCCGUGCUCCUGGUGUUCGUCUCCACCAUUGCCAACUUCAUCACCCCGCUCAUGAAAACCCGCACCCGCGUCGGUGCCACCCUCGCCCUGGCGCUCUUCCUGGUCACGCUGUGGAAACACUGGGAUUGGCUGGAGGUUCUUCUGCUCCCCAGCUGAGAGAACCGAUCAAAACAUUCACAUAGAACUCUAGACACUUAUUGACGCAUCCCUGCCGUUGUGAUGGAAGCGAGAGAUUUAAGGGUGUAGAAAACAGACGCAAACAUCCAUUGAUUCAUUUGAAGAGACGUGAAGAUGGCGCUGUUAGAAUCACAGGUCUGGGCUACACCACUCUUCAUUUUUUCUGUCUUUCUUCUGACCGAAGACCUCUUUCCUUUUUUAUAGAACUUUGAGCUCAUUUGUUGCUUAAACUAAUGAAUGUUAAACUGGUUCCUGGAGGAGAAAGCAGACAUGAGAUGAGAGGAAGAUGAUGCAUGACAGUCCCAUCUCAGAUCCAAAAACGUCAAGCGUCUCAGAAGACUCUGUGGAACUCAAUGUCUGUUAUAUUUGAUCUUUUGUGAGGUUUCGUUUCACAGGAUGAAUCAUUUCUUUUUGUGUGCUGUCUACGGUCGUAAUGUCAUGUAGGAAGCCUAUUGAUUUUAGGAACUGAUUUUGUCUGUACUGUAGGGAAUUUAUUGGUGGUGAAACAUAAGAGGACCAAAAAUGAAAGUCGUUUCAUAGGUGAAGUUAAUAUAUUCUGCUGAAAGAUUCCAAAGACAACAUUGUUUUUCUUUGGAAUACCGCUGAAUCGUGCACAAUAAGACCAGGAAUGUGUAUAAAACAAGUGAACAUACGGUCAGUUUUCAUUCCGUGUAGACUUUCAAUGAUAUUUUACAAAGUCUGUAGUCAAUGACAUCUGUCAUCGGAACAUUUUUGUAAACAUAGUUUAAAGGUUCUCACGCUCAAUCACUAACAGCAUGAUCAGAUUUCUCAUGUUUCUACCCGUUUACUAAAACAAAUCACAACACUACUGUAUUCUUAUUAAACACAUUUGAGAAUAGAUCCAGA
This is a messenger RNA of Triplophysa rosa, 2794 nucleotides long. It is a transcript of the gene tmcc2, whose product is annotated as transmembrane and coiled-coil domain family 2. Gene Ontology annotation, cellular component: endomembrane system. The record is from RefSeq and is a predicted model, not a curated record. The transcript has 5 exons. Gene Ontology annotation, biological process: amyloid precursor protein metabolic process. Lineage: Eukaryota; Metazoa; Chordata; Actinopteri; Cypriniformes; Nemacheilidae. The coding region runs from base 503 to 1906 and encodes 467 amino acids.